GACGUCCUCAGCCUCAGGUCUUUGUUCUCAACCACCAUGUCUGACUCUUCGUGAAGUUUUCUGUUCAUAGUAUUCUGCGCUGCAGCGCUGUAUAGCUGGUAUUGUAUCACCACGCACGAAUUCGCACUUUCGUUCUUCGUCUUGGAUGCCAUCUCCAUAUAACCAACUCUAUCAUUUUGACCCUUGCUGACUAUCUAUCAUGGCGUCCGGAACACAAGAUGUUUCGAGUGAAACCUCUUCCAGUUUGCUGUCACUGUCGAUUGCAGCGGCCAGCGCAGCACGUAUUCCUGUCAGCGGGGAGUCGCCUGCCAACCCCACAGUUGCUCCUAGUAGCUUCAAUGCUCCUAGUCAGCUAUCCACCUCUGGGCUUGGAAAUAGUCUCACUGCUUCCAAACUUCACGCGCCGCCUAAGCACCGCCGGAUGUCAUCUACUGGAAUCAUGAAGCGCAGGCUGAGUGAUGCACGAGAGGCCGCAGCCAGACCAUCUCUUGUAACCAUCCAAACUGCAGCUGCAGCUUUGUCGUCACUCGCUACACUUUCACUAUCCAGUUCACCACCGCCGGCAGGCCCCGCUCAACUAUCGACUUCAUUCGCGGCGGCGUCGGAUGCUCUCAGACCUAACUCGACAGAGGUUACGUCGUCCGUAGACCUGUCAGUGAAGCAGGAGGACGUCGACCGCCAGGUUUCCCAUGACAGCUCUGGCGCCGGUAAAGGUGAGCUUAGUGUAGGCGGUAUCAUUAUCAAGAAUGGUACUGGGAAGAAAAGGGGCACUAUUUUCCAGUGUGAGAGCUGCUCCAAGAUGUACCGUCAUCCUUCUUGCCUAAUCAAGCACCGCUGGGAACAUUCUCCGCACUGGCGCGAGGCUUCCAAGUUCUUGCUCAGCAAGCAUCAGCAAGUACAGUUGCUGGAGGCUGCCGCCAUUCUUUCCCACAUUUCGCCUUCUGCUUCUGGCGGAACCUCCUUGCCUGAAGAUCGCUCGUUAUGGCCUUCUUUCCUCUCUGGCGGGACCAUGCCCCCGCCUUCGUCGGCAACCGUAUCAGCUAAUGCUACGGUAAGGCAGAGUACUAGAGCAUCUUCCCUUGAAGUGCGACCGGCGUUCCCGACGUCGAGCUCUGUACCUGCCAAUUCCAGUGCUUCGCCUAUGACUCGCGCGACAUCGACCGGCCCCCGUAUGCAUGACUACUCCUUACCCGUCACUGGUGGUUUGACCCAUGUCCGUCCAGGCGUCGUUGCUGUACCUACAGGUUCUGAUGUUCAAGCGGUCGAUUCUGAGCAAACAUUCUCUGCCCGAGCUGUUCCUGUGCCGCUUCCUGUGAACAACCAUGUUUACCGGGAACAGAGUGCUUACAGUCUCGCCAGCGGUACCUCAGAGUCGUGGGGGUCACCUAUUUCGUAUCCUCAAGCAAACUCAUACGGGACUAGCGCUUGGUCACUACCGCGUUCUUCCAUUCGUUCUGGUUCCGACUCUGCUUCGCGUUCACGAUCAGGGUCGAUCCCUCCCAGCGAAUAUGAUGUCGAGUUUGUCGACGUGGACGGGGGUGACAUACCCAGCCAAUCAUACGGAUUUAUAUCACGCGGACGCACGAGUGCGACUCGCGAAGAAUGGAAAGGCGACGCCGAGAAGGACAAGACUAAUGAUGAAUGGGACGGUAUGGAAAUGGAGAUGGAAAUGUGAAACAACCAAGGGCGAACUGUAUAUUUUUGAAGGAUGUGCGUCGUGUAUGUGUAUAUCAUGGGAUGGGAUGACUCGUAUGGACGGUUUUCUCAUUUCUCUCCUUUUUCUCUCCAUCUGUAUACAUACUACUUAUUAUCCAUUUUUUUUCUAGUUUCUAGUAUUGUGGGCGUAUUGUGAUGAACUUACUCACGGCUUUUCUUGUCCUUGUACGGCAAUAGGGAAUAUUCGGUCUUUUGCCGUCAAUGUACAGCUUGUUCCUUUGUGAGACCUGAAGGGAUCCAGACUCACGAAGCGAUAUCAGACAUGCGUAUAAACUGAGGAGCCUUCAGCGAUCCCGCGCAGGAAUAGGACGCAUGUUUAUGAUGGAGAAUUAUAUGGGUUGCAAGCCCAUUGCAGCAGGUGUUUUGAGACGGCAGUCUGUAUUGAUGAUGAAAACGGACGCGUAAAUUAAAAGAGACCACGUGAGGAUCC
Messenger RNA from Somion occarium, 2146 nucleotides. The record is from the annotation of a GenBank genome assembly. Lineage: Eukaryota; Fungi; Basidiomycota; Agaricomycetes; Polyporales; Cerrenaceae.